Heterostelium album PN500 is the source of this 465-nucleotide messenger RNA. RefSeq lists its product as uncharacterized. Lineage: Eukaryota; Evosea; Eumycetozoa; Acytosteliales; Acytosteliaceae. The transcript is spliced from 3 exons. The coding region runs from base 1 to 465 and encodes 154 amino acids. The record is from RefSeq and is a predicted model, not a curated record.
AUGAUUGAAAUUAUGGUUUAUACUAUAAUUAUAUAUAAUGGAUUAGGACAAGUUGUAUCACAUUGUGUUAAUGUUUUGGGUUCGGCUUGUACUUAUAAAGAUAUUCAUUCAAACAUUGCAAAGUAUUAUUUUAUUCAUAUUGGUUCUGUCUAUGAUAUUAGAAUCUAUCCAUACGAUGAAAAGAAUAAAGAGAAUCCAAUAAUGAAGCCAAUCGAUAUUAGCUCGACAGUUCCACAGGGUGAAAGCUUUAUUUCAGUGAAAUUUCAAAAGCAAUGGUAUCAAAUCAAAAUAAUCAAAGAUUGUUGCUAUUGUCAGACUUGUUACUCAUUGACCAACAAGAACGACCAUAGUUUCAGUAAAUCAUUUUGUAUCAACAUAAGUGAAACAAGUGGCAAUCAUAAUACUAUAAACAGUUAUAUUAAUAUCAAAGAGAGUAUUAACACUGUUCGUCAAAAUCUAAUUUAA